ACAAUAGCAGAUCUACCACGAGAUGCGCGUGAAUUGUUUAUUGUUAUCAAUGGAUUUGAAAUGAGGCGGAAAGUUUGUGGCAAAUUUGAUCCGGUGAAACUGCGCCAGCUUAUCAUGGAUGGGUCAGUUUGA
Molecule: messenger RNA, 132 nt
Organism: Gongylonema pulchrum
Lineage: Eukaryota; Metazoa; Nematoda; Chromadorea; Rhabditida; Gongylonematidae
Source: the annotation of a GenBank genome assembly